AUGGAAGGGUUUUUCGAACGGAAGACGACAUCAGGAAGAAACCCACCUAGCAGAAUCGUGGAUACCAACCAAGUUGUCGAAUUCACAGUAUGCAGUUGGAUACUGACGAUCUUCUCGUACGUCCUGGUUGUUUUUACAUUGCCGCUAUCUGCUUGUCUCUGCAUAAAGGUUGUGCAAGAGUAUGAGCGCGCAGUUAUUUUCCGAUUGGGACGACUGAUGCCAGGAGGAGCAAAAGGCCCAGGUAUUUUCUUCGUACUGCCUUGCAUCGAUUCCUACAAGAAAAUCGAUCUGAGGGUUGUCUCUUUUGAUGUUCCUCCCCAAGAAUCCUCUUAUGACGAAGUUAUUCGUGAUCUACCAGACUUAACAGUGUGCACAGAGUCUGAGUUUUUUUGGUCAUUAAAAAGUUGUUCCAAAUUUCCAUCUCUUUUGGAAAAACUUGCUUCACCCGUGAAUCGAACCUGCGAGGUCAAUUGCCAUAUUGUCAACACAUUGUGCAUUGUCAAGACAAAAUAUUAA
Molecule: messenger RNA, 516 nt
Organism: Necator americanus (New World hookworm)
Lineage: Eukaryota; Metazoa; Nematoda; Chromadorea; Rhabditida; Ancylostomatidae
Exons: 6
Coding region: 1-516 (171 amino acids)
Cellular component (GO): plasma membrane
Source: RefSeq, a predicted model, not a curated record